GAAUUUAUAAGGAGGAAAGGGAAGUGGAGCGUUGUUGAAGUUCCAACUGAUCCAGACUUCAUGCCACCUCGCACACAUAUUAUCUUGUCAUCAGAGGAUGUAGAGCAGGUUGGAACCUUAAAUUUUAUUGGAUGUCAAGGCAUGAUCUUUGGAAUUAGAUGCAUUUGGGAGGAUUUAACGAAUAUGCGGGAGUAUUUCAAGUUCUUUGACCCAGAGCUACUCAAUGCCACGGACAAAGAUGGAAUUGUCCACCAAGAAGUUGUUAUCAAAUUGGCCGAAUGGUUGAAUACAAUGAAUAACAAAUCUCAGAUGUUCUUCAUACCGUGGAACUACGAACGUCAUUGGAUGCUUGAGAUUGUUUGUGCUGGGAAGAUCAUUCACUUGGACCCUUGGCUUAGACAUAAACGCCCUAAGAUGACUAUUGAUCUCACACUCCAAAGGGCAUAUGAACUGCUCGGAGGUUCCAACGAGUUACUUGGAACAUUUCCAGGAGUAACCGUUGCAGCGUGUCCAAAACAAACAUUGGGAAUUGAAUGUGGUUUUUAUGUACUUAGGUACAUUAAUGACAUUGUGAAAGCUCUAAAUUCAUUCGUUGUGAUAAGAGAAAAGUUUGGAAAGAUGGACACAUACGAUGUGGAGACGAUGUUGCUACCACUGCAACAUCAAUGGUUAUCGAAAUUGACACGAUACUUGUACUAGUUAACUUUAGACUUUUAAUUUUAGGCAAUACUUAUUUUGUGUAUUUUUUUUAUUAGUAAGGACUUAACAUAUUUUGUAAUGUAUACUUUAACUUUGUUAUAAUAUAAUUACAAUGUCUUUUGUACUUAAUUUUGUUAUAUAAUUGAAAUAAUAUUUAUUUUUAUAAUUAGUUUAUAAUUAUUUCAAAAAAAAUUAAUAUAU
Messenger RNA from Cannabis sativa, 900 nucleotides. RefSeq lists its product as uncharacterized. Gene Ontology annotation, biological process: proteolysis. The transcript is spliced from 5 exons. Lineage: Eukaryota; Viridiplantae; Streptophyta; Magnoliopsida; Rosales; Cannabaceae. Gene Ontology annotation, molecular function: cysteine-type peptidase activity. The record is from RefSeq and is a predicted model, not a curated record. Bases 61 to 699 code for a protein of 212 amino acids.